Cryptococcus amylolentus CBS 6039 is the source of this 1524-nucleotide messenger RNA. RefSeq lists its product as hypothetical. The transcript is spliced from 3 exons. The coding region runs from base 1 to 1524 and encodes 507 amino acids. The record is from RefSeq and is a predicted model, not a curated record. Lineage: Eukaryota; Fungi; Basidiomycota; Tremellomycetes; Tremellales; Cryptococcaceae.
AUGGGGGAUUCGACAAAACGGCAUGAGCCUUUGGAUGGAGUCCAGGAAGGGCCAGACGUACACGAAGAAUGGCCCAAUACCGGGGUCCCCGACCUCAUCGAGAUCGUCAGCAGCGACAACGUCUCUUUCUUCGUUCCUCGUCUCCUUUUACAGGCUCAUUGCCCCGUACUGCGAGCAAUGUUUGAGAUUCCUCAAUCCGUGCCUUCUUCCCCACCUCGCCGCUCAUCUCGCCGAAGGACGCCAGAGGGCAUGGCGCAGCUCGAGCCUCGUUCCGAUCAGAUCAUUCUCACCGACGACUUUUACGAGCUCGCAUCUACCCUCGCCUUCUUUCUCGCCAUCAUCUCGGGUGAGAGUUGCGGCAGCCUACUCCAAAAAGUCCCUCGAUACCAGAUCCGAAAUUUUCAUGCGACUAUCCUUCUGGCAAAGAAAUGGGAAAGCGCGAUGGUCGUCCACACACUGGAGGCGUGGCUCUGCCGCCUGGCAUUGGAGAGAUGGGACAAUGAGCAAUGGAAGCCCUCUGAUAUCCUCAUCUUGGCUGCCAAAUGCGACAUGCCUCAUGUCGCUCGCAUGGUUCUCGAAACAUGGACGCAGGUGAAGAAGGACAGUCCGCUUUGGAAUGACAGCAAGCACGACAAGGCCAGUAUCGACGCCCACUGGUCCGUGCGCCUUAACGCCGGAGGGUCAACUCUCAGCCCGAAAGAUUGGAGGAUCCUGACCUGGCAGGAGAUAGGCAUAGAUUACAUAUUCGCCUUGGUCAAGAGCGCGAGAGGAAAAGCAGGUGGAUCUGCGGGGAAUAGUCUUCCUGAAGGCUCUUGGAAAGUACCCAGAGAUGGCGAAAUCGAAACAGCCCGAGGUCCCGCCCAAGCUGACUUGCGAUGUGCACCCGUCUUGGCCGCCGAGAGACUUCACUGUCUUCUCGAAGAAUCCCCACGAGCCCUCGAUAGGCAAGGCAGCCAUCCCAUCUACCAACUCAGCAGCGAAGGAAAGACCACGCCGGCAGUUAGUUUCGCCUUCUUGAUCCGGAUAUUGGAAGGCAGAAGCCUUCAAGAGGUGUUUGACGAGUUCCCGCGUCAUCAAGCUCACAACUGCUACGAAGCUGUGAUGCUGGCACAUGACUGGGCUUGUCCGUGCGCCGUGAGCACAAUCGAGGCGUUCAUGUUUCGUGUUGCUCUGGACAAGUGGGAGAAUCCUCACUGGAAGUUCAUGGACAUACUUAUAGUCGCUGCCCCAGGAGCCUCUUCGAUGGACCAUGUAGCUCGACUAGUAGUCGAACAGCAUCGCACGAUUACGAAAGACAGCCCCGCGUGGGAUACCGCGAAACACGAGGAAGAGCCCUUGGAUAGUUUCUUCGAGUCCUCUAUCUAUCCGAGUGCUUCCAUCCCAUUGGACACUUUGCAAUGGGACAGGAUCGUCUGGGAGGAACUGGGGAUGCUGUACACCCAUGCUCUGAUCUGUUGCCGUCUUGAGAAGAAUUACAUUAAGCGGGGAUUCAGGUUUUUGGAUGCCAUCAGGACAGGCAGGUGA